Molecule: messenger RNA, 2337 nt
Organism: Manihot esculenta (cassava)
Lineage: Eukaryota; Viridiplantae; Streptophyta; Magnoliopsida; Malpighiales; Euphorbiaceae
Product: molybdopterin biosynthesis protein CNX1
Exons: 13
Coding region: 133-2148 (671 amino acids)
Biological process (GO): Mo-molybdopterin cofactor biosynthetic process; molybdenum incorporation into molybdenum-molybdopterin complex
Cellular component (GO): cytosol; cytoplasm
Molecular function (GO): molybdopterin molybdotransferase activity
Source: RefSeq, a predicted model, not a curated record
AUCUAGCUCUGUUCCAAUAAAAUUUGAGGACUCCCCGUGUCGCUGAGAGUCUCACUAUCUUCUCAGCCGUCGGAGUCGUAGUCCAAUUCUCUCUCUCACGUCACAGUCUCUUUAGCUUUAUCAUUAUAUGAAAUGGACCACAAAGGACAGCACAGACCCAUCGCUGCCACCACAAAAUCCAGGAUGAUAUCAGCUGAGGAUGCUCUUGCGACGGUGCUCACGGUGGCUCAGCGGCUGCCACCAAUAACGUUGCCACUCCAUGAUGCUUUGGGUAAGGUCCUAGCCGAGGAUAUUCGUGCACCAGACCCUUUGCCUCCAUACCCAGCCUCAAUCAAGGAUGGUUACGCAGUAGUUGCUUCAGAUGGGCCUGGUGAAUAUCCGAUAAUUACUGAAUCAAGAGCUGGGAAUGAUGGGCUUGGUGUGACAGUCACUCCUGGAACUGUUGCUUAUGUAACAACUGGAGGACCUAUACCCAAUGGUGCUGAUGCGGUUGUUCAGGUCGAGGAUACUGAAGUAAUUGAGGAUGGUUCAGUUGAAUCAAGAAAAGUAAGAAUAUUGGUGAAGACUAGCGAAGGUGUUGAUAUUCGUCCUGUGGGAAGUGACAUUGAAAAAGAUGCCAUAGUAUUAAAAUCUGGAGAAAGACUAGGUGCCUCAGAAAUUGGUCUACUUGCUACUGUUGGUGUUCUGAUGGUGAAGGUAUAUCCUACACCAACAAUCGCUGUUCUUUCCACAGGAGAUGAACUUGUGGAACCAACAACUGCUUGUCUAAGUCGUGGCCAGAUUAGGGACUCCAAUCGUGCUAUGUUACUUGCAGCUGCAAUACAGCAACAAUGCAAGGUUCUUGAUCUUGGAAUUGCUAGAGAUGACAAAGAAGAUCUUGAUAGGGUAAUGGACAAAGCCUUUUCUGCUGGGAUCCAUAUUCUUCUAACUUCAGGUGGUGUUUCCAUGGGGGACAGGGAUUUUGUCAAGCCACUGCUUGAAAGGAAAGGGACUGUGCAUUUCAACAAGGUUCUCAUGAAACCAGGGAAGCCUGUGACAUUUGCGGAGAUAAAUUCAAAACCAGUAGAGAAUGUUAUGUCAGAAAAAAUUCUUGCGUUUGGAUUACCUGGAAAUCCAGUGAGCUGUCUAGUUUGUUUCCAUCUCUUUGUAAUCCCUGCCAUCCGCCAUCUUUCUGGAUGGGCCAAUCCACGUCCUCUGAGAUUGCAGGCUCGUCUUCACAAGUCUAUAAAAGCAGAUCCAAUCCGACCAGAAUUUCACCAUGCCAUUAUUAGAUGGGAGGCUAAUGAUGGAUCAGGCAAUCCUGGAUUUGUUGCUGAGAGCACUGGUCAUCAGAGGAGCAGCCGGCUUUUAAGUAUGAAAUCAGCUAAUGUUCUAUUGGAGUUGCCAGCAACAGGCAGUGUGAUUCCUGCUGGAACAUCUGUCUCAGCCACCGUUAUAUCUGAUUUAAGCAGUACUGCUUCUGUUGAAACUGGCUUAGCUUCAGCUGUCUUGGGACACAGAUACUCAUCUGGAGGAACAAGUAAACAUGAGUCUGAGAAUGCAGAGUUCAGGGUAGCAGUUCUAACAGUUAGCGAUACUGUUGCAUUAGGUGCUGGGCCUGAUCGCAGCGGACCUAGAGCGGUAUCUGUUGUGAAUUCCUCAUCAGAGAAGUUAGGAGGAGCAAGAGUAGUUUCAACAGCUGUUGUCGCAGAUGAUGUAAGCGAAAUCAAAGAUGUUCUGCAGAGAUGGAGUGAUAUUGAUAAAAUGGAUCUCAUCCUUACCCUGGGUGGCACUGGCUUCACCCCCAGAGAUGUGACUCCUGAAGCUACAAAGGAGUUGAUUGAGAGGGAAACACCUGGUCUUCUAUAUGUCAUGAUGCAAGAGAGUUUAAAGGUGACGCCAUUUGCUAUGUUGUCGCGCUCUGCUGCAGGAAUAAGAGGGUCAACACUGAUUAUAAAUAUGCCUGGAAAUCCAAAUGCAGUUGCAGAAUGCAUGGAUGCUUUGUUGCCUGCACUUAAGCACGCAUUAAAGCAGAUAAAAGGAGACAAAAGGGAGAAAAAUCCUCGUCAUGUUCCUCAUGCACAAGCAUCACCUACAGAUACAUGGGAACGCAGCUACACAUUGGCUUAUGGAAAUGUCCCAGAACCUAGUUGUCCUUGUUCUCAUUAGAUUGUGGUUUAUCAAGUAAUUUUCGUAUUGUAUGGGUCUCUUGAUUCUACAUUAAAAUCUUAUGUUGUCUGUUUUCUCAAAUUUCAUGUCCUGAAAAUUGUGACAGGGAACAGAGCACAAACUUGUAUCUGAUAAAAUUUGUAAAUUGAAUUUCUUGUAUCAUUAAGAUGGAGCAUUUGAUUCUUCCAA